UGUGCGCUGCUCGAAGGUGAAAACGCAGUCGCAGGCAUGUGGCAGCCGCCACAGCGACGACAAAUCGUUCAAUCGACAUUUAUUCCUCGCCGGUUGUUUGUCAGCAUGUUUUCGUUAGCCGUCGACGGAUAACUGGUCGUGGGAGCGAUGCCCGUCGAUCUCAAUCGCCUCGCCGAUGGCUGGCUCGAACUGGAAAGCGACCCAGGCUUGUUCACGCUUCUACUGGAGGAUUUCGGCGUGAAAGGCGUGCAAGUUGACGAGAUAUACGAUCUUCAGAAAUCCAUAGAGGGGCCCGUGUACGGCUUUAUAUUCCUCUUCAAAUGGAUCGAAGAAAGGAGGUCGCGGAGGAAAGUAGUCGUGCAGGAGGAGAAGUUUGUCGAGAAAGAGGAAAUCGUCAAUUCCAUCUUUUUCGCGCACCAGAUUGUUCCAAACUCGUGCGCCACGCACUCGCUUUUGAGCAUUCUGCUCAACUGUUCCAAGAUCUACCUGGGUUCCACUCUGACGAGGCUGAAAGAGUACACCCGAAACAUGGACCCUGAGAAUAAGGGCUAUGCAAUUGGCAACACUCCCGAGCUGGCGAGGGCACACAACACGCACGCCAAGCCCGAGCCCCGGCAGCCCCAGGAAAAGCCCCACGGCGUCCCCAUGGGUCGGACCAUGGAAGCAUUCCACUUUGUCAGCUACGUGCCCAUCGAUGGCCGCUUGUACGAACUGGACGGCCUGAAACCGUACCCCAUUGACCAUGGGCCGUGGCUUCCUGGUGAAGACUGGACGGACAAGUUUCGCAUGGUAAUUACCGAGAGGCUUGGCGGUGGGGACAUCCGUUUCAACCUCAUGGCAGUGGUUCCCGACCGGAGACAGGCCUACGAACAGAAGCUGCGAACGCUGAGGACAAAUCGUGGCAUCGUUCUAGAGGCACUUCAGCAAAUGGUUCGUGACCAGCCAGCACUAGAUGGCCACAACUACGCUAAGAGCCCCCUCAUGGAGGCACACUCCCCUGCACCCAGUUCGGGCUCUUCUAGCACGGACACCGCUUCCGAGGUGGGCAGUGCGUUCAACUCUCCCGUACGAGGGUCGCCACCGGGCGCGUCACCACCACCGCAGCAACUCGCCAGUGGUGAUAUAGACCGGCUUGUCGUGGUCAGGCUAGGAGAGGAGCAUCCGUUUGCGCCGCACGACUUGCUGGCUCUGCUGAAGACGGUCGAAGCUGAAAUCAAUGCCUGCGAGGGCGCGCUCAAGGACGAAGUCGACAAGAGGCAUAAAUAUGUGGUGGACGACUGCCGGCGGACGCACAACUAUGACCAGUUCAUCUGCACGUUUUUGUCCAUGCUCGCCGAGCAAGGAAAGCUGGCUGACCUCGUUGAGCAGCAGCUUCAGCCCAAGCGCCGCCUGCUUGCCAAACAGCCCGACCGCAAACGGCGUCCCGCUGCCAAGGCCAAGCGACGACGUUGAAGUUUUGUUGCGCGCAUUUGUUCCUGCCCCUUGGUGAACCCCCACUGUCUGUUUGUGCAGCUGCAAUUGCAUUUCUUGUGUGUCCAUUGUGACUGACUAAGCAUUAAGGGGGGGACACUGCUCUUAACGUUUCUUUUUUUGUUAUUUCUUGAUCAAUUUUGAUGAAACUUGCAGAGUUUACGUAUAUUCGUUUGCUGACUUUUCAAGUAUACUAGCAUAUACUAUAUACCGUAUUUACUCGAAUGUAGUGUGAGUUUCUCUCCAGAUUCUUGCUACCUAAAGUUGACCCUCACGUUACAAUGGAAUACCAAAAUAACUAUUUUUUUCUUCCUGUACGCAACGAAGUCACCCCUCGCAUUACAAUUGAGUAAAUACGGUACUAUACUAGCUUUCAAGAAACUAGAGAGAAAAACGCGGUCUCAUGACGGAUGCCGUUACAGAGUGUUUGACGUCUGUGUGAAUCGGGCCUAAGUGAUUGUUCCGACAAAAGCGGGUCUGUCUGUCUUUUGUGACAGAGCUCGCUUUUUACGCACUGUGGACCAGUUUUCAAAAUACGAACUAUAUGUAGUUUUCAAAAUACAAAAUAUUUCAUGUGCCUUUUGGGGGAGCAAGAUUUUUUUCCUAAACCGAAAGAGUUUCGAAGUAAAUCAGCAUAUCGCAAUAAUCUGGUGGAACUGUGUGCAGUGCAACAAAAAUGGAUGUUCUAAACCCAUUUAAAUGGUAUGUUGAACAUUCACAAGUGAGUCCAGCUGGAAUUUCGUUCACAAAUGUUCGACAUAGCACAACUUUUGUUCAGAUAGGUUUAGAACAUAAACUUUUGUGGCACUGCACACACUUCCGAUUCCACAUUAUUGUGAUACGCAGAUUUACUUUGUAACUCUCAGUUUAGCGAAAAUCUUGCUCCGCAAAAGGCACAUGAAAUGUUUUGUAUUUUGAAAACUACACUUUAUACUAGAAAAAUAACUGCAUAUGUGAAAUCGGUGCACAAUUAUAGUACACAGACUCGGCAAGUUCCAUAAAAAUCUAUCAAGAAACACAAAUUUUUCCAAGUGUCGUGUCCUCCCCUCCGUGACAGCACCGAUGUGACACCAUGUGUGCAUUUCCGUUUACAUGUGCUAGCCAAUAUCGCUAGACUCUGUCACGUCUCUUAUCUCGCACUGUUCACCGUAAGUGGUCGUAACCGAGGGGAGAUGCAACGACCAUGUCGGCGUUUCUGCAUUUCCCGCAGCCGCCUGUCAAAUGUUUCAUCAUGGCGUCUGCGUUCCUUGUGAUGCAGCAGUUUUAUCGCCGCUUUUUCUUCGAAAAUUAUACGCUGUCAAUAUAUUAGAGCAUUGUCUAACGCUAUCGGCAUGCCAGUAUUUAUGAGAAACUUUUGAGGAAAACGCGGUCUCAUGACGGAUGUCAUCACGGAGCGUUUGACAUAUAUAUGUCAGUCAGCCCCGAGCCUAAGUGACUGUUCUUACAAAAGUGGGCCUGUCUGUUUUGUGACAGAAGCAGUUUUUUUUUUACGCACUGUGGACCAGUAUAUACAUAAAAAAAAAAGAAUGCUAGACUUGGGUUCUUGAUCAUUUAUAAGUCCUU
Messenger RNA from Rhipicephalus sanguineus (brown dog tick), 3033 nucleotides. It is a transcript of the gene calypso, whose product is annotated as ubiquitin carboxyl-terminal hydrolase BAP1. The coding region runs from base 148 to 1452 and encodes 434 amino acids. Gene Ontology annotation, biological process: ubiquitin-dependent protein catabolic process; protein deubiquitination. The record is from RefSeq and is a predicted model, not a curated record. Gene Ontology annotation, cellular component: cytoplasm. The transcript is spliced from 9 exons. Lineage: Eukaryota; Metazoa; Arthropoda; Arachnida; Ixodida; Ixodidae. Gene Ontology annotation, molecular function: cysteine-type deubiquitinase activity.